Molecule: messenger RNA, 2861 nt
Organism: Cottoperca gobio
Lineage: Eukaryota; Metazoa; Chordata; Actinopteri; Perciformes; Bovichtidae
Exons: 2
Coding region: 639-1454 (271 amino acids)
Source: RefSeq, a predicted model, not a curated record
AACUGUAAUGUAAUGUAAUGUAAUUAUUUAAUAAAUCCCCUCAAAUGUAUAUCGCUGUAUCCAUGAGAUACAACCUAUGGAUACAACUAAAGCUUUUGAAGAUAAUAUUUCCGACAGCACUUGAAUGCAGCAAAGGUUUAUUCAGUGUUUUGUCACGUUACCGGGAAAUUACCAGUUUUUCCCGGGAAUCUUUCCAAAGAAAUGCUUCAUGUCGGGAAAGAUUUAAUCUUUAUGGCAGUAAAUUGAUAAACUACUGAUAGAAUAAUUAUCAAAAAGUUAUUCUGCGUAGUUAUAAAUAUAACUUUCACAUACAGAAAGAAAUGUUUUAAAAAUAUGGCUGUGAUUUCUUUAUCUGUAUGACAUAACAUAAUCUAUCAAAAAAAUAGGUUUCAGACCUGUUCUGAUAAAACCAAGCAUAUGUGUGUCUGCAGUACUUGAGGCUGAACUCAGUCUGUACGUCCCCCAUCCUGACGUCAGCUGGAUGUGGGAUCUUUCCUCCCCAUCCCAGCCUCAGACUGACGCAUUCACAUAUCAGCUCUUCAGCAGCAACUUGAGGCUCAGGUAUAUGCACCUGAACACACACACAUCCACACAUGAACACCAGUCAACAUGCUGCCUGAGACUCUCCUGCAGCAGUGAUGCCUGCCUUCAGCCCCCCCGCCCCUCUCCUCUGUGUGCUGCUGUGUGUGUCGGUGGCUCUCCAGCGCUCUGACCUGCGACUGGCUUAUGUGACCCACAACAGCUUUUUCUACUACUCCUGCAGCCAGGAUCCACAACCCUGCAGCGUCUCAUCCCUUACAGACUGCAGAUGCAAGGACAUCCAGCUUUCCACGCUGCAUCGCCCCCAGUCGCACUCGUCUCCCGUUUUCCGAAUGAGACGUUUAACUGUUUGGUUCACGUCGCCGUUGAACACGGCACGUCUGCUCAACAACUCGGAGGUGAGGCACCUCACGCUGAUCCACUGUGGCCCUGGAGGAUCCAGAGAGACACCUUCUUCUUCCCUGGAGGGACAUUUUGCUGUGCAGCACCUGGAGAGGCUGACGGUGGUGAACCUGGCGCAGAGGCUGGUUCACCAAUGUCCAGAUGCAAACAGAUUCAAGAACACAGACUCAAACAGUGACUCCAACAGAGAUAAUGGUGCGCUCCUCGACACAAAUAGAUUCCACAGGGAUAAAGACACAAACCUGGACAUGGUUGGGGACAUGUUUAGAGAUUCCUUGGCUUUGUCCUCUCCCCGGAUCCAAGACAUCUUCCUGGGCAGGGAGCUGGGAGCAGCGUUUCACGAACAGGCCAGACUGGGGAUCAUCCAAAGCUCGGUGCUGGAGUGGGGAGCAGAGGCCAAAGCCUACACAGUUCAGACACACAUAGACAACGACGGCGUGCUGCCCUUCCCCGACCUUCACCUGCCAAAAUUACCUGAGACAUCUGUCAUAUUUGUCAGCUUUGUGUAUUGAUACCAAGUUACUUUUUGAGGAGUGCAGGUUAGAACAACGAGAGGAAGAUGAUCUUUUGUCCACUGUCCUGCACGGCAGUGGUCGUAUUACAGAAACUUCUUAAUUCUUAAGAUAAGAUAGUAAGAGUCGAAGAUAAGAUUUAAGUGUUGGUAACAUUUCGUUGUGUGAAAGCAAUAAAAGAGAAGCCGUGUGGAUUAAACUAGUUGGGGGGGAAAGUGGAAGUUCAGACAGUUUAACAGUUAUAGCAAAGUUAUCUUAAGUUACGAUAGGAACAUUGACUAAGGAACUGUUUAUCUGUAAUAGCUUUUUUAUCAGGUCCUAAUCACUAUGGUUACUGAACAGAUAAGAGAAGAUCUGCAAGUUACAGCCCGACGGAUGCACAUUUUUGGAUUAAGUUUAAGAAUGUUGGUUCUUUUUUGUCGCAGGCCUACGCCUCUGAUUUACAUGGAUAACUGGGUAACUCCAAAGUAGCCUCAGACCAUCCACAGCUGUUUGUCAGCAUGUUAGAAGCAAAAUAUGUCAACUCAUGAGAGACCCUCGGAGGGACCAGAAUAUCCUGCCAACCCCCUCCAGCGGACGUGUCCUUGGCCUCUAAAUGUUAAGAGUUGAUGGUUUUAUCCCCAAAUGAGAGGAAAGUGGUGGUCGGGUGUCUUUGUUAACCAGUUGAGCAUUUAUUCACCCUUUUUUCCCCUCUCUACCACAAAGACAAAUGUGAGCUUCCUUCAUGAAGUGUAUCCAAGUUCUGAUCCAGUUGCUGAAUUGACACUGAAUAUAAAGCUGCUGGCUGUUUUCAGUGUUUCACAAGGCCACGCUUGUCAAAUGUGAAAAACAGAAGAGCUUACUUGUAGGCCAAAAUGUCAUCCCUAAAGGGAGGACAUUGAGCUUAUAUGGACUGCGGUGCAGCAUGAAUCCCUCCCAGCUAUGCUUUGGCAUUUCUACAGCUGACCUCUGACCUCUGACCUCUGGUCCCUAUGUAAAGGCAAGCAGAGACUUUUUCCUCUGGGAUCAAUGAAGUUGGAUUUGAAACGCAUGUUUUCUUCCAUGAUUUACCACAAGAUGGCAGCAGAUACAUUUGAGUCAAAGGAAUGAACUAACUGAAGUGUUAAGGAAAGACUGAGCUGACUGAAAGCAGGAGGAACAUUUUAUUUUUUCUUUAUUUAAGUCUCUUACUCUUAUAACAUCUUAUAAACAUUAAAUUCAACAAAUGUGUCAUGACGCAUAUCAGCACUUUAAAAGAGCUUGUGAGGAAUGUUAUUUGUUCGGAUAGAGGUACAUUGUUAAGCGUUAAUAAAGUAUGGCAUGAUAUUGAUUUGUUUACGAAAGUAAAAUGAUCAAUGUCAUUACGUGCAUUUGUUUACAACAAAAACUGAAAUAAAUUAUUUACUCAUGACUUGUGAAUUAAACAUA